Ailuropoda melanoleuca (giant panda) is the source of this 819-nucleotide messenger RNA. Its product is annotated as olfactory receptor 11G2-like. Lineage: Eukaryota; Metazoa; Chordata; Mammalia; Carnivora; Ursidae. Gene Ontology annotation, biological process: G protein-coupled receptor signaling pathway. Gene Ontology annotation, cellular component: membrane. The record is from RefSeq and is a predicted model, not a curated record. Gene Ontology annotation, molecular function: G protein-coupled receptor activity; olfactory receptor activity. Bases 1 to 819 code for a protein of 272 amino acids. The transcript has a single exon.
AUGGGCUUUCCCUCAAGCCCAGAAAUGCAGCUCCUCUACUUUGGGCUCUUCUCAGUAGUCUACAUCCUGACUCUGAUGGGGAAUACGGCCAUCGUCUAUGCUGUGCCGUGGGACCGGCAUCUUCACACCCCCAUGUACAUCUUCUUGGGCAAUUUCUCUCUCCUAGAAAUAUGUUAUGUCACCACGACCAUCCCUACUAUGUUGGCCAAUUUCCUGUCCACAAGCAAGUCUAUCUCCUUUGUGAGCUGUUUCACACAGUUCUACUUCUUCUCUUUUGGGUGUUAUGAGGGCUUCUUCCUUUGCAUCACGGCCUUUGAGAGGUACCUUGCCAUCUCUCAUCCUCUACAUUACCCACAAAUCAUGACUAAACAGCUGUACACCGGCCUUGUCAUCUUCGGAUGGUCAGGUGGGGUCAUCCUCUCCCUAACCCCAAUUGUUCUCAUUUCACAGUUGCCCUUCUGUGGCCCAAAUACCAUCAACCAUUUUUUGUGUGAUCCUGUCCCACCGAUGACGCUGUCUUGUUCUGAAGACACCAUCACUCAGCUCAUUUACUCUACUUUCAAUGCUAUUUUCAUGAUUGGGACCUUCCUCUUUAUUCUUUACUCCUAUGCUCUGGUGAUUCUGACUGUGCUAUGGAUGCCCUCAUGGGCUGGAAAACACAAGGCUUUCGUCACGUGUGCUUCUCAUUUGGCUGUUGUCAUCCUGUUUUAUGGCUCCAUUAUGGUGAUGUAUAUUAGUCCUGGAUCAGGACACCCAGUGAAAAUUCAAAAAUUCAUUACCUUAUUUUAUUCUGUGAUAACACCCUUUGCAAUCCUCUAA